UACAGGGUAGCUUGAAUGUUCUACGUUAGUUUCCAGCAUUCGACUUGGUUGAGAUUCGUCCUUUUCCCAUUAAAAGAAGUCAUCUUAAGAUUCCGAUCGCUAACAUAUAUAUAUAUGGGUUUCCUGUCCUUUUUUAUGCCUGUAAAACUUCUGGUUUUAUCUAGCUACCUAAGGUGAUCUACAUAUCCAGAGGGAUGAUGAAGCUCAUGGAAGCAGAUCAUUCUGAGAAACAAGAAAGAAGAGAUCAAAUCGCGCUUGACAUUACACGAUUAGAGCCAGUUGAUGAAGACCUCACUACUUCCAUAAGAGAGAAAUUGGAGGCCAUUUCAUUUCCAUGCAGUAUAUACUAUGUCCCAGACAGGUUUUUGACCGGAGAAGAUUUCGACAAGUAUUAUUAUCCUCAGAUGGUCUCAAUCGGUCCCUUUCAUCAUAAUAAAAUUCAUUUACAACACAUGGAAAAACACAAAUGGGAGUAUCUAAAUGCCCUUCUAGGUCGAAAUCUUAACUUAGACUCCACUUUAGAAUCUUGUGUUAAGGUUGUAAAGGAAUUGGAGCCCAAAAUUAGAGCAUCUUACCAAGGGAAUCUUUCAAUCCAAAGCGACGAGUUCAUACGAAUGAUUCUUCUUGAUGCUUGUUUCAUCAUUGAGCUCUUCUUAAGGUAUGCUAUUAGAGGCUUAAGGAGGAGAGAUGACCCAUUGUUUAGAUCACCUGAAAAGUUUCAUACUUUGAGGAAUGACUUGAGCUUGUUAGAGAACCAAAUCCCAUUUUUCGUUCUUCAAAAGAUUUUUAAUGUUGUCCCAAUUCACAAGGAUGGUUAUAGUUCAAUUUCCGAGCUUAGUUUAAGGUUUUUCAAACCUUUAAUUCCCACAGAUGUACAAUUAUUACAAGAAAAAUAUAGCUUUGAAGGUAGCUAUCAUUUGCUUGAUUUGAUAUGGAAAUCUUACCUCCCUUCAUUUUCAAAAGUCCAUUUGGGUAAAAACACUGGCUUUGGCAGAAUUCUGCAAAGCGCGUCUGAAGUACAACAAUCAGGAAUCAAGGUAAAAGCAAUAGAAGCAGAGAGUAUUCUGGAUGUGAAAUUUGGUAAUGGAGUACUUUUCAUCCCAUGUAUGAACAUUCAUAGUUACAUGGCAGCUUUAUUUCGGAACCUCGUAGCAAUGGAACAUUGCCAUAGUGAGAAGAUGAAGCAUAUUACAUCCUAUGUCUUCCUAAUGAAAGGCUUAAUACAAUCACAGAAAGAUGUGAAAUUAUUUUAUCGACGACAUAUUAUCUUAAGCUAUGUUGGGAAAAAGGAUGACCUAGUCAAUCUGUUCAAGAAUAUGUGUGGAAAUGUAGACUUAGAUAAGUUUUAUUAUGAGGGGAUGUGGGAUCAACUUAAGGAUUAUGGAGGAACUAAAUGGGAGGUUUGGUUGUGCAAAAUGAAGCGCAAGUAUGGGUUGAUUCGUUGUAAAGUUUCAAGAGUUACGUUGGGAGUUUCAUUUUUAUUAGUUGUGUUGGUUGGAAUUUUGGUUGUAAUACUUUAUUUUUUUAUUUCUCGUCGCCAUCAUUAGACAUUGUCUAACAAAAUUACUUGAAUGCAUAAUAAACAGAUUUUAUGGGA
Chenopodium quinoa (quinoa) is the source of this 1597-nucleotide messenger RNA. RefSeq names its product putative UPF0481 protein At3g02645. The record is from RefSeq and is a predicted model, not a curated record. The transcript is spliced from 3 exons. The coding region runs from base 195 to 1547 and encodes 450 amino acids. NCBI's taxonomy places the organism in Eukaryota, Viridiplantae, Streptophyta, Magnoliopsida, Caryophyllales, Amaranthaceae.